AUCCAUAGCUGCGUUUUAUGUGUUCAUGGCGCCCUACACUAAGGUUGAAGAAAGCUUCAAUGUUCAGGCAAUGCAUGAUAUACUAUAUCAUCGACAUCACUUAGAUAAUUUGGAUGGAUGUUUGGCCUUCCUGAUAGUAUGAUCAUUUGGAGUUCCCUGGAGUGGUUCCUCGCACUUUCCUUGGUGCAUUGCUUGUAUCAAGUUUGGCAGCUCCUUCUGUUUUAGCAAUGGACUUGUUGCACGUAUCAAAGAUUUAUAGUCUUUUUGCAGGUUAGUACUUUAAUUGCUUGAAAUUUACAUUCAUCUGUGCUUUGUUUCUACGAAUGACAGCCCAGAAGAUGGGACCAAAUAGGUGAUGAUUCCACCUUCUGAUCUACUCUUCAUAUAGAUUAGUGUCCAUUCUUUUGUGUUCAUGGCCAUGCUGAGAUUUGUGGGCGACCUUCUUGCUUGCUGUGAUUUGGAAGUUCGUUUGGCAUUAGGUGGUGUCAUAUUAUCUACAUUACGUUUCUUUCGUCUUCAGGUUAGACAUAAGUUUGGACUUCAAGUAGAAGCUUUCUUUGUUAUAUUAACUGCAGUUCAGUUCCACCUUUUGUUCUAUUGUACUCGCCCACUUCCAAAUGUACUAGCUCUGGGUGUAGUCAAUUUGGCAUAUGGAUAUUGGUUAAAGGAGAAAUGUUAUGCAGCUAUAAACUGUCUGAUUUUUGCUACAGUUAUCUUUAGAUGUGAUAUUUUGUUACUUCUUUGCCCUCUUGGCUUGGAGCUUUUGUUGACUAGAAGAAUUUCAUUAUGGAAGGCGUUGAAAUGCUGCAGUUUGUGUGCUAUAUUAUGCAUAGGUCUUACUGUAUUAGUAGAUUCAAUUAUGUGGAAAAGGUUACUGUGGCCUGAAUUUGAAGUUUUCUGGUUCAACUCUGUUCUGAAUCGAAGUUCAGAGUGGGGUACACAUCCGUUUCACUGGUACUUCACUUCAGCACUCCCUCGCUUGUUGCUUGCUGCAUACCCUCUUUUUCUGCUUGGGGUCUUACUGGACAGAAGGAUUUUGUUAUUCAUUCUUCCAGUCUUCUCCUUUGUUUUACUUUACUCUAAGCUUCCCCACAAGGAGCUUCGUUUUAUCCUUAGCUCAGUUCCCAUCUUCAACUUAUCUGCUGCAAUUGCUGCUACUAGAGUCUAUAACAAUAGGAAGAAGACUUAUUGGAAGUUUCUCUAUCCAAUUAUGCUCGGAUUAUUGUUGAUCAGUCUAGGGUGCACCGUCAUAACUUUCAUGGCAUCCAACGAGAAUUAUCCCAGUGGUCAUGCUCUAAAACAUUUGCAUGAGAAUGGUCAGUUUGCUAACCGUACAAAUGAACUUUGGGUUCACAUCGAUACUUUUUCGGCCAUGAAUGGAAUAUCCCGCUUUUGUGAAAAUAAGUUUCCAUGGAGGUAUUCUAAAGAAGAAGGGAUUCCUUCAGAAGAAUUAUGCCAGAGAAAUUUCACCUAUCUUAUAAAUGAGCAUCCUGCCAUCAAUGGAUUUAAGUGUCUAUUAGCUGAAAAUGGUUUCUCACGGGUUCGUUUAAGAACUGGCUUCCCACCUAUUUUACUGGUUAAAGAGCCCAAGGUUUAUAUUCAUGGAAAUGCAAGAAACAAAGAUGUCAUGCGUAGAAAUUGGCCAGGCUGCUCGUGACUUUGAUGUGAUAUGAUCCUUUGGCAGCCAUGGCCCCUCGACAAACUUAUACUUAUCGAGAAAACCUUUGAGCCUGAUGACAAGAAUCCUGUUUCUUAUUAGAAUGAAAUACAGCUCCAAAAUUAUGCCAUAGAACAAAUUCAGUAUCUACACCUGAGUGGGAAAGGAAAUUUGAGAAUUAGAAGUGCUCAUUAAUUCGUCUUCUAAUAUUUGCUUGCCUGACAAACAGUGUAGCCAUAUAUCAGUAAAACAUAUUCUUAUUUCUGACCUAAUGCAAUGUGUUAAAUUUAACCUUGAUUUGAGUAUGAACAGGGACAAAGUUUGCUGUCU
Messenger RNA from Prunus dulcis (almond), 1987 nucleotides. RefSeq names its product dol-P-Man:Man(7)GlcNAc(2)-PP-Dol alpha-1,6-mannosyltransferase. Lineage: Eukaryota; Viridiplantae; Streptophyta; Magnoliopsida; Rosales; Rosaceae. Gene Ontology annotation, cellular component: endoplasmic reticulum membrane. Gene Ontology annotation, molecular function: alpha-1,6-mannosyltransferase activity. The coding region runs from base 413 to 1657 and encodes 414 amino acids. Gene Ontology annotation, biological process: protein N-linked glycosylation. The record is from RefSeq and is a predicted model, not a curated record. The transcript is spliced from 20 exons.